GCGGCGGGGGACACGGCGGCCGCCGCGGGGCUAGAUCGGGCGGCGGCGGCGGCGGCGGCGGCGGCGACGGGUCUUCCGCCUCCCUUACCCCCGUGCUCCUUUUUUCUUCCUCCUCCUUUCCUUUCCGGCCGGGUCUCAUCCACUUCCCCUGACGGCGGCCCCGAUCCUACGUAAAGGCAUGACUUCCCGGCACCGCAGGGAAAAUAGGGUGCAAGCCCAGGAACUAUUUCCCCAUCACCACUUGUUGAAAAACUGAUUUGAAGGCGGCUCCGGAUUUGAACAAACCAAAGUGCCAGGAUUUCAAGCGUCUCUGGUUGUACUCUGGAGACCCUUCACUGCUAAAUAUCAAGACGAAAAAAACGGGAAACUGAUCGGGUAAACAUUUAAACUUGAAAACUUAACCUUAUUCAGUGUCAGAAUGGAAAGAUUUGUAGUGACAGCACCACCUGCUCGAAACCGUUCUAAGACUGCUUUAUAUGUGACUCCCCUGGAUCGAGUCACUGAGUUUGGAGGUGAGCUACACGAAGAUGGAGGAAAACUCUUCUGCACUUCUUGCAAUGUGGUUCUGAAUCAUGUUCGCAAGUCUGCCAUUAGUGACCACCUUAAGUCAAAGACUCAUACCAAGAGGAAGGCAGAGUUUGAAGAGCAGAAUGUGAGAAAGAAGCAGAGGCCCCUAACUGCAUCCCUUCAGUGCAACAGUACUGCGCAAACAGAGAAAGUCAGUGUUAUCCAGGACUUUGUGAAAAUGUGCCUGGAAGCCAACAUCCCACUUGAGAAGGCUGAUCACCCAGCAGUCCGUGCUUUCCUGUCUCGCCAUGUGAAGAAUGGAGGCUCCAUACCUAAGUCAGACCAGCUGAGGAGAGCAUAUCUGCCUGAUGGCUAUGAAAAUGAGAAUCAACUCCUCAACUCACAAGAUUGUUGACAAGGAGGUUACCACCAUUGUGAUCAAGAUAAAUGUGGAGUAUUAAAGUUAUGUGUUGAUUGUGUGGUUCAUUUUUAUAUUUAUUUCAUUUAAAAUCAUGUGAUGCAGAAUAGUUUUGCAAUGUGUAUAUAGUUGCAGGCAAAAAAAAAAAAAAAAAAAAAACCUCACUGCAAAACUUACUGUUAAUUUUAGUCACCAAUGGUGUAAAGCAAAACUUAGGGUUUAGAGUGUGCUAGGAUACCUGAAACCUGAUGGUUAUCUUUAAAAUUAAUGGUUUUUCUCCUGAAAUGUUUGUGCAUGGAAGAACUGCCCUGCUUUUAUCCUGUUGCCAUAUAUGAUUAUUCCUUGUGAGAUUACUUAAUUACUUGGAUUGAACACUAGCCUAGGAAAUUGAAGCUGCUGCCAGGCAACACCACUCACAGUAACAUAAAGGAAUUAUUUCUGAUUAGAAUUCUCUUCAAAAAAGAAGGGAUGUGGGAAACUGUUCUGGUAUCUUCAGAUCCCUUGAAGAAAUGACUUUAUUUCAAACUAUGUGUGCAUAUGAUGUAGUUACCUUAUCCUUCAGUUCCUCAGUCUUUUUUCCACUCUUCUAAAGGCUAAUUGUGUUUAGUAGCAGCUUCAAGUGACGGAAAGACUAAAAUCUUUAUUUCAAUGUCCGUGCCAAAAAGCCAUGGGGAAUUUUGCAGUGACAUGAUUUUAGUACUUUUGAACCAGAAAUUUCAUUUCAAACAUCCUCUUGAAUUUGCUUUUUUUUUUUUUUUUUUAGUGUCUUGAUGUUAAAACUUUUCAAGAUUGGCAUUUUAAUUUAAACAGGUAGACAUUUUAUGAUUGAGUUUCCUGUUUUUACAGAAACCCAGUAAUUACUUUUUGGCGGACAGAUCAGAUAAUAAGGAAAUUACUUUCUAUACAUUAAUUUUCCCAUAUGAUUUAUAAGGCUUUAUAAAUAGACUAGAAACAAGCUUACUUAUUUUCAUUUUAUGUGCUUUGCCUCUGGUAGUACAAGGUUUUUAAACAUGGAUGGUAAACAAUUGCCUAGAAAGACUGGCAAGAUUUUUGUAGUAGAGACUGGCAGUAUCCUGCAUAACUGAGUGAGGAAAUAAUCAGUUCUGUUAAGGGUCAACCAUGCUCAGGAAAUGAGUGAACCUCACUAUCCUAUAAGGUCAUCAAAGUAGCUUAGCCCAGUUAUGUCCUCUCUAUUGAAGACCCAAAGUAUAUUUUUAAAAAACUAAAUAGCUGAAGACUUGGACUAGAGCUUUAAAAAAAAGAACUUAAAUUCCUUGAAAACAUUAAAAUUUAAAAUGCUUAGAAAAUACACUUCUAUUACAAAGCACUGACAUGAAUGCCCAAUGUGACUUGGGAGUUUUCUUUGAGGUCAUUUUACCACAAAUCGUUAAGAUUAAAAAAAAAAAAAAAAAAAGCCAAAGUGAAAAAACGUUAUAUUUUUCAGAAGCAGCUUUCCAUGUCUGAGUUUCUUUGACAGACUUAAAAGUUCCUAGUUCAGGUUGUCAAAAUGCCCAUCUGAUUUUUAGAACUUAUGUGGGUUUUUGUUUUCAUUUUUAAAUAAGCCUGCCACGAAAAAAAAAGAUUUUCAGACUGAAUGAGUUUUUCUCGUGUUUAGUUAUGUAAAGUAGCACAAUAAAUGCCUGGAGUAGUGCUGUCAAUGCUAAAGCACAUACAUGAGACCAGCACCAAAACAACCAAAAUGUACUUUGCUUUUACUUCCCCUAGUAAAGAAUUUGCAGGCAACCAUGUUUAAUUUGAAUUACUUAAGAUGGUAGAAGAUCUAAGAAGCCAGGAAAAUAAUUGAGCUUUAUAACAUUUUCAGAGUACAAAACUAAGGUUAGAUACACAAUCAUUCUAAUUUUUCAAAAUUCCAUGUGAUUCAGACUGCUCUCUAUUUCAAUAUUAAUUCACACUAACAGCAGAACAGUUUUGAGUAGUCAAGUGGUAAACUGGAUGAUGUUGCACUAAAAUUUGAGUUUCUAGUAGCUAUUACUGAUUUGAUGAUCAUUUAGGUCCCAUAUGUCUUUAUUUCUCCAGGCUCCUAACUAUUCCCACAUACACUCUAUCUAGGGGCAUAAUUCAUCCUCCUGUUAGGAUUAUAUCAUGUCCUUAGAAGCAUUUUCCAACCUUUGUGGAAGUUUAAUAUGUUUACUGAUUAUGAAACCUUUUGUUCCCUGAAAUUGGUUAACUUUGUCUCAUAGUUAAAUAAAUAUGGCAGAGUGAUUAUUUUAGCCUGCCUAAACUGGUACAAAUCCGUGAAACCAUGGUUGGCAUAUGUUGGAUAACAAAGGAAAAUGUCUGAGGCGUAUGCUGCUGUGGAGGUGUAGUGGACAUGUACAGAAGCUUUCGAUCUUAACUAUAUAGUGUUAGUGUGAUGCUAUACUAUUGGAAAAAUAGCUUUUUUUCUAUUUUAUAAGUUGUAUGCAUAAACAUAAGAUUUGUAAUGUUUCAUUUAUAAACUGCCUUCAAUACAAGCUUACCUGUUAAUAGUGUUUUCUUAAAGUAUGGUAGUCUGUCUUCCAGAAUUUCACUAUAUGCUUACAGUAAAUAGUUACUAGCUUGUUGAAAUGUUAAAUUUCUUGUUUUGUUUUGUUUAAUUCUGUAGGGCAUAUAGCAGGCCUGAAGGACAUUGUAAUCAUUUCUUACAGGGUGAAAAUUUAGAAAGAUUGUGUACAAGAGCCUAAAUAGUUAUUUUAUUCAUUAUUUUCUUUUAAGACUUUUUUUUUUUUUUUAACAAAUGCUAUUUCCAGUUAAUGCAUUUGGCCCUACUGAAUUUUGGGGGACCAGAAAACUUUUUAAAAAAAGCUCUGCAUCUUACAAUUGUAACCAAUUAAGUAUCGGCUUGGGAUUGUUCUGAAGUAUUCAUUGCUUAAAAACUAUUGUAAGUAACAGUUGGCAAGAUCUCCAAGAAGAAAGUUCUAUGUUAAAACUUUUGCCUGAAGGAAUUUGUAUGUGAAUGUUAAUGGAAAACACAUUUAAACAAAAUAAAAUUUAAAGUGGCUCAAAAUGAAAGCCACAAACAUUUCGUCAUUUGGUGCUUAGUCUUUGUGAGGGCUCUCUGUGGUUUGACUUGCCCUGACUGCCUUUAUAUGAGUACAGAUCACCUUAAAACAUAUUCAUUAAAAAAGAAGAUUCAUCCUAUAAUUUCAUUGAAAUUCUUAACCCAAAAUAAAUUGCUUUAGUUUCUGGUCAGCACUGAUUAACUUGUGAAUAGCAAAAUGGCUGUCCUAAACCUUCGUUUAUCUCCAACCAUACUAUCCUAGACUUCGAAGGUAAAUACAGUUCUUACCUAGUGGUAUUCUACUUGUAUCCGGAACAUCAGAAUAUUGUAUUCAUUAAAAUUUUACUAUGUCUA
Messenger RNA from Canis lupus familiaris (dog), 4280 nucleotides. It is a transcript of the gene CGGBP1, whose product is annotated as CGG triplet repeat binding protein 1. Gene Ontology annotation, molecular function: double-stranded DNA binding. The transcript has 3 exons. The coding region runs from base 419 to 922 and encodes 167 amino acids. Gene Ontology annotation, biological process: regulation of transcription by RNA polymerase II. The record is from RefSeq and is a predicted model, not a curated record. Gene Ontology annotation, cellular component: nucleus. Lineage: Eukaryota; Metazoa; Chordata; Mammalia; Carnivora; Canidae.